CAACUUGCAACGUGGAGAAGAUGAGCAUUAUUAAGGCGGCUGUUAUUUUGUUUCUAUUUGGAACAGCAUAUUCCCAGAUAGGUACCUCAUGUGGAAUACUUUAUAAGAAUAAACAGGUGCACUGUGAGGACAAUAGUCAAUGUGUAUAUGAGUAUCAGCUGUGCGAUGGGUCAAGUCAGUGUCGAGACGGAUCAGAUGAAAGAAGGGAUUUCUGCACAGAUUAUCAGUGUCGUGAAGGAUUUGUUAAAUGUGCUGAUGGUCGCCAAUGCAUAUGGAAGCCUGCAUUAUGUAAUGAGUACAUUGCAUGUAACGACGGGUCAGAUGAAAGCGAGGCUAUAUGUAAAGGUAAAAAUAACACAUAUGUAGUCAGUUCAUAA
Messenger RNA from Mytilus trossulus (common blue mussel), 377 nucleotides. RefSeq names its product low-density lipoprotein receptor-like. NCBI's taxonomy places the organism in Eukaryota, Metazoa, Mollusca, Bivalvia, Mytilida, Mytilidae. Gene Ontology annotation, molecular function: protein binding. Gene Ontology annotation, cellular component: plasma membrane. The transcript is spliced from 3 exons. The record is from RefSeq and is a predicted model, not a curated record. Bases 21 to 377 code for a protein of 118 amino acids.